AACAUUUGGCAGUGCAAACGCUAGACGCCACGACGUAAGACGUACUAGCGUGUUAUUUUUUUAUUAUUGUUUACAUUUCGUAAACCAAUUCAUAUUUUUGAUUUUACAUUACGUAAACAGUGUUUGUGUAACAGUUUUAGUAAGUAAGUCAGUUUUGAAAGUCGACAAUCACAGUGGAAUGUACAACGAAUGGUUAUUUGUGAUCAACCGUUAGUGUGAUUCUGUUAAUAAUUUAAUGUGAUUUAUUACACGCGAUCCUCGCUGGAUAACAUAACUAUCGCAAAACAAAUGUCGUGAUAGCCAGCUAUGUAUCAUGUGUUGCUGUUGUCGCUGACGCUGGCUUUGGUAGCAGCGGAGUACGACUUCAUGUCCGGUGUUAUAUGGGGUGGGCCUGAGAGAGGGUGCGACAGUUCGGAGGGUGCGGGACAGGCUGUCGUCAGCUGCACCCUCGCCAGCGGGAAUGUCACCCUCAACGUGGACAGAUCAGCCUCAUGGCUGAAGAUCACGUGUGAAGAGAACAGUUCGUUCUCGUGCAGCGAAUUGUCAGAAGCUCGCCCUCAUAUAUCACGAUAUGUAACAGUAAAUGGACAAAAAGAUAGACAGAUAUCUAGAUUAGAUGUAGAUAGUUGUAGAUUGCCCGAGGAGAGCCUAGCUUGUCUACUAGACCUAGUGAACGCUAGCUCGGCCGUACUCUUGAGGCUCAUACACUGUGAGGGUAGAGUGACUGACAGCAGCUUGGCUGGCGUGGACACCGUGAAGUUCAGAAUGAACUAUGUCGAUAAGAACACCACCUCGGUGCCGUACCCAGCGUUAUCAGAGCUCCCAUCACUGCUGAGCUUCACUUUGAAGGGGGGCUCGUUGGUGCUGGACGCUCAGAACGUUACUUUACCGAAGUUGCGGACCCUGGAGCUGGCCGAUGGCGGCCUCGAGGUCAUACCUAGUAACGUGUUCACGAACACGCCGAACAUACAGACCUUGAUGUUGUGGGGGAAUAGAAUUAGUAAGCUCGAAGAAGACGCUUUCAAAGGUCUCAAGGAGCUAGCGAACGUGAGUCUCAACUCCAACAAAAUCUCUUCUCUCCCCAACAAAAUUUUCUCCCACACCCCCUUGACCAGGAGAGUUGACCUUUACGACAAUAGACUGGUUAUAUUACAGAAGGAUCUCUUCAGUGGUUUGCAACAUUUGGAAGAGGUCAUUAUAACAUCGAAUAAAGCGAAUCUGACCCUAGAAGAUACAUUUGCUAAUCUACCCUCACUGAAAAAUCUCAAACUGGAGACGAGUAAUAUAGAAGAACUGCCAGAGAACCUGUUCCGCAACUCCACGUCGUUGAGGACAUUGCUGUUGGGUGGCAACAAAAUAGAGAAUCUCCCGCCAACCAUUUUCAGUGAUCAGAAAUUGGUGGUACUGAAUCUGUACGAUAAUAGGAUUAGUGAACUACCCGCAGUGCUGUUGAAGAAUCAGUCGUCAUUGGAAAGAUUGGAUCUGAGGCGGAAUCUCAUAAAGAACAUUCCUGGCGGGCUAUUCUCUGACGCUAACAAGUUGAAGGUCUGUGAUCUGAGCGACAAUCAGAUCGAGUUAUUAGACAGCAAUUCAUUUAUCGGAGCUUCAAAUUUAAUAGAGUUGUAUCUAGCCGGGAAUCGAAUACACUACCUGAGGAGGGCAACGUUUGAGGUCAUGCCUUCAUUAGAGAUAUUAUCUCUAGCGAGAAAUAACUUGACCAUAUCAGAGAGGAUGAACACAAUAGCCCUGACGCCGUCCGACGAAUACUACACCGGCGACUACUCAAGGACAUUCCAAUACUACUCGGUGUUUAAAAGUCUCAAGUAUCUGAAGACAUUGAAUUUGAGUAAAAACAACGUGUCCAUUAUAUGUGAGGAUUGGAGGCAGCUGGUUGGACUCAAGAAGUUGGAUUUGUCCUACAACAGCAUCGACUUCCUGUCGGAUGUUUCGAUGCACUUCGACUUCAGCGACGCCAUCAUAGACGUGAGGCACAACAGAAUAACAACAAUAGUACCUCCUGUAUACACGAGUGACUCGGACAAACCUACCUUCAUAUUAGACUACAACCCGUUCGCCUGCGACUGUUAUCUUUACGAAUUAAUACAAAGAUAUAAAUCCGGGAAGAACACACCCAUCCUACAAAUGGACAAGACCAAGUGCGCUUCACCUCGCUCCCUAAGGAACACGCAGAUAACCCAGCUGAGUCCCGAGCAGCUGUUCUGUGACGUCCCUUGCAGUGACUGCUCCUGCAAGAUAAGGCCGUACAAUCGGAGAUUUGUCCUGGACUGUGACGAGAUGCCGGCAGCGCCGCCCGAGGUCCCGGAAGUGUUCGAGGCUUUGGAACUGUCCAACGAGAUCCACUUGAAGCGAGGCACGGACUUCAUACCGAGCUACUACCGGUACGUCGACAUGGCAAGCUUGAAUCUCACCGCAGCGCCAUCUGUCGCCGGUCCGCUGGAACUGAACUUGACCAACAACAACCUCCGAAGCGCCCCGCUGGCUUUGCUGGUUACUAACUGCUCGUUAUACCUAUCGAACAAUCCGUUCCUGUGCGGUUGCGAUGAUUACGAGAGCGUUGAAAAUCUUAUUAGAUACAAACAUUUGAUACGCGAUUUCAAAGAAAUUAGAUGCGAGGAUGGCGGGCUCGUCUCUAACGUUAACACCGGCCAGAUCUGCGUGGCGAGAGAUGCCGCCAUAAUCGGCUCGACGAUCGCCAUGUUCGGCGUGAUUCUGGCUAUUUUCACCGCGACAGCGUACAAAUAUUCAACGGAGAUACGAAUUCUACUGAGGAAAUAUCAUCUCUGGUGGGGAGACGAGUUCGACUGCGAGAAGGAGUACGACGCCUUCGUGUCUUACUCGCACCAGGACGAGGGUUACGUAGUGGAGCAACUGGUCCCGAACCUGGAAGGGGGGAAGCCGCCUCUGAGACUGUGCGUCCACUACCGGAACUGGGUGAUAGGCGACUUCAUACCGAGCCAGAUAGCGAGAUCCGUGGAACAAUCUAGAAAAACCAUAAUAGUGCUUUCCAAACACUUCGUGAACUCGAUAUGGGGUCACAUGGAAUUCAGGACGGCGCAUGGCAAGGGCAAGGUGAUAAUACUCAUGCUGGACGACCUCUCCGCCGAUGACAGCCUGGACCCGGAGCUCAAGGCCUACAUAGCCAUGAACACGUACGUCAAGUCCAAAGAUCCCCUGGUCUUCGAUAGGAUAAGGGAUGCUGUUCUCAGCAAGCCGCCGAACAAGUCACCGAUGGGCCUAAAUGUGCAGUUGAAAGACGGAAAGUUAGUCAAUGUGAACAAGGAUAUUGAUAUAGCAAUAAAAUGAUGGCUUUAAAAUGAAUCUCAGUUAUAUAUAUAUAUAUUUGAAUUAAUUCCUUUGUACAAUAAAAUGUAUUUUAUAUGUUGUUUCUAUCAUGAAAUUAUAUGAGCCCUAGACAUUCACUUGUCCCAACUUCAUAUUCAACCAAGAAGGUUUUAUAGUUACAAAAACUGACAGAACUAAUAAUAUAAUAUAUAAUCUGUGCAGAUUAUUUUUUUGUUGUAUCAUACAGACACUGUGAAUAUGUUUAACAAUUUUACGAAGUAAUAACAAUUAUUCCAAACAGUUGAUAUUGUACUAAAUUAAUUUUAAAUCCUAUGGAACAGAUAUUUUUCUCAGUCGAUAACAACUCGAUAUUUCCUUUCACAUUUACCUAUUGAGAUAAAGGCUAAGUUUUGUGGUCUCGUCUGGUGCUGUAAGUCCGCUACUUAUUUCAUCUUGUAGGCUCGUUUAUUUCUCAGAUUAUGUUUCCAGCUAUUAUAAGUGUCACUGUGAUACAAAGUAAGGAUUUGAAUUUAUAAUAAACACAGCCGCUGCUAUUGUUAAAUAAUCUAGUCAAUAAGAAGUUUUUUUCUCUAAUAAAAAAAUAUUUAUA
Messenger RNA from Danaus plexippus (monarch butterfly), 3913 nucleotides. Its product is annotated as protein toll-like. Gene Ontology annotation, cellular component: membrane. Gene Ontology annotation, biological process: immune response; toll-like receptor signaling pathway. The record is from RefSeq and is a predicted model, not a curated record. The transcript is spliced from 10 exons. The coding region runs from base 307 to 3324 and encodes 1005 amino acids. Gene Ontology annotation, molecular function: protein binding; transmembrane signaling receptor activity. Lineage: Eukaryota; Metazoa; Arthropoda; Insecta; Lepidoptera; Nymphalidae.